This is a messenger RNA of Topomyia yanbarensis, 4440 nucleotides long. RefSeq names its product ion transport peptide-like (gene ITP). NCBI's taxonomy places the organism in Eukaryota, Metazoa, Arthropoda, Insecta, Diptera, Culicidae. Gene Ontology annotation, biological process: circadian rhythm. The record is from RefSeq and is a predicted model, not a curated record. The transcript is spliced from 4 exons. Gene Ontology annotation, molecular function: neuropeptide hormone activity. Gene Ontology annotation, cellular component: extracellular region. The coding region runs from base 1720 to 2061 and encodes 113 amino acids.
UCGUCGAGAUUGCCUCGCGGUUGAGUGUAUUCGGUUUUGGUGGCGAUUUGAAAUCAAAUUGUAGAUUAUUCGCGUUAUGUCAUGCCUAUGUCGUUUGAGGAAUCGACUAGUGAUCAGCGGAGUGACUAAUCGUCCACAGUUUACGGAAUUUUAUCGGGUGGGAAUUAGUGGCAACGGUUAUUGCUUGACUGAAGUGAUCCGGUUACUUUAUGGUGACAGUGUUUUUUUUGCUGGCACCCCCCUUCGGUGGGAAAAUUUUUGAUGAGCAAUCGAUAACAGUUCAAUCUCUGAGAGCGAACAGCCUAUGUGUGGAGAGUUUUCAUUUUAUGUGAUUACCAGAAGGAAGUUUUUGCUGCAAUAUUGUGGUUAUCAUAAUACAACAUGAAAGGUUUGGUUGGGCGGCAAGUAAUAAUCAAAAUAAUACAUAUUCAAAGCAGCUAACGAGCCCACCUAGUAAUGACAAAUAAGUAAAGGAGAGAACGAGACAUAAACGAUAAAAACGAUAUCCCCUCGCAGCCCAUCAGCAUCGGCGAAGGUAUACAACAAGCGCGCCGCCAGAGAACGGACACGGCCGGAGAAGUGUGAAUCAAAAUGAAUGAUCAAGUGAGAAGAAAAGUAUAAGUUGAGAAAAAGAUAAAACUGUCGGUUCAGUUGUAUCCGAGAAGUCUACUGCAACACAACACAUUACGGAAAGCAGGCUGAAGCCGACUGGAGUGCAAUAAAAAUACAUUUUACAAGAAGGAGAACCGUACAUACAAUACACACAACGCGGCUCGAAGAGCGAUCGUUUACCGCCGCAGAGUAUACAAAAUAAAUAUCAGAAGUUAAUUGAAGUUUCCCAUUUGAGCAACAUACAUCGUGUAUACAGCAAUUAAGUGCAGCAAAUAAAUAACUGGUUUAAUUUCUGCUCUGCUUACUAUAUUUUGCGCCUAUCAAUGAAAGAAGUACUUAACAGCGACGGAACGCGAAGGGACAUCAAUUAUUGAAAGUUGAUUCACGCGAUUUGUGAUUUCGGUGCAAUUUUCCCCAGCAUAUAAACAAGUGCAAGCUACAUAUAACUUUUUGAACAAUUGGAAGGAUUAGUUUGCGAUCCUGUGACGAGAUCCCCUUAUGGGCACAAAGAAAGUGCAUUCGAGUUAACAAUCUGCUGGGGCAGAACGAGCUCGUUAAGUUUAAAAUUUAUCGAUUUUUUUGCUGUGCGUGCCGCAGUUAUAAAGAAGUCACCAGCACGAAGCUAGAGAGCCACUUAUUUAUAAAAAUAUAAACAGGAAAAGCGCAAGUGACGGAAAAUACUUAGGUGCUCGUAGCGGUGGUAUACCCAAAGAGCAAUUCCAGCAGCGUACGGUAGCGAUCGCUGAAUAGGCAGGAAAUCAAGUCUGUGUUUCCGUCCUUCCCGUCGUCUCCAGCUCCUUCAGUUACAAUCUUAAUGAUUGUUGUAAAUAAAUAAAACAAUUUUAUUGUUCUUGUGCGAAAGAAGGUAAAAUAACCGCAAUCUGGAAUAGUGCAAAGAGUCAAACGUUUUAACAAGCUAAAAAACUACAGUGAAGUGCUUUAAAGACGACUCACAGAACGGUCACAUCACGUUUGUGGAAAACGACGGUCACAUCACUUAAGGAGAAAUCCGCACCACGUUCUUACUUGGUAGUUGAUUAAACUGCUGUGUGGUGUUAAUUUUUUUCGCUAUUGAAGAAAUCGGACUUCCGACGGGUUGAUACAAAUAUGUGUUCCCGUAACUUAGCACUCGCGUGGUCACUGAUAAUCGCACUGGUACCACUGGCAGUUGUAGCGUUACCUCACCACAGUGUCGCCAAGCGCAGCUCGUUCUUCGACUUAGAAUGUAAGGGACAGUUCAACAAAGCGAUUUUCUACCGGCUGGACCGGAUAUGCGAAGACUGUUACUCUCUGUUCCGUGAGCCUCAGAUUUUGUCCUUCUGCAAACAACAGUGCUUCACGACAGAAUACUUCCGUGGCUGCAUAGAUGCUCUUCAGCUGACGGACGAAGUCGAAACAUUGAAACCGUUUAUCAAGGUGCUAAACGGUGCCGAUCCGAACAAUUUAUAAGUGCUUCACUGUGGCAGCCGUUAGGAAACAAAAACCUGCUAAGAACAACGAAGGGAUCUUUCCUCCCCAAGAAUUCCACUACCGCGUGACUGAGUAGGAGGAAUGUACUAAACUUGCGCGCAAAAGUGCUUAACAACAACCAGUAUCAACAGAAUAAAUCGUCGUUGCUAGAAGAGGAAAAAAAAUUAGUAACGCUAGUGCCAACAACAUAGAACACAACGACGAAGCAUCAUUAUCAUCACGACCCCAACCAGACACCGAGAAACAUACCAGUGGCCGAUUAUUGUGCAAUUCUAUUGUUUUUAAACUGCUUCCUAUUCGAAAGUAUUAGUUAUCUUCAUAAACUGGCGCUGGACCGUUGAUUGCGAAGCAACCGGCAGACAUCCGACAUCUAAGGGGCUAAAGCAGAGUACAAUUCUAUCGCUUUUGAUUUCCGUUAUUGUUUCGUUACAAUUUUAUCGGAGAGGACUGCUUCGGAACAGAAUACUUUCUGGCUUGCGUGGAAGCGUUAUUUCUGGACGAGGAGGAGGAAAAGUUUAUGAAGUGGCGCGAAAUGUUGGGGAAAAAAUAAUUUUGCCAUGUUGAUUCUCAUCUGUAACUGUAUUUUAUUACAUUUAAAAAAUGAACAAAUCCUGAUAUUUUAUAAUGUAGGAAGAGCGUAGGCAAUUUGUUUUGUAAGUUUUGCUUUUUUGGUUAGACCUUCUUCGGAAAAGUAGAAAAAUCAAUGACUGAAGAGGAAGGAAUAGGAGAAAGCCAUCGUGUACAUAAUUAACUGAUAAAGAAAUAUUUAUUUAUAACUAUUAAUGUUUAAAACUGACUUACAAAGUUGUCAAGAUGAGCCGUUUUAUCCGUGUUAGGGAGUGUGAUUUUUAUGGUUUGUAAUUAAAAACAAUAUUGUGAGUGAUUGCAGUCAUAUGUUUGAAGAAAACUAAAGAAAAUGUUUACUAGUUUGGAUUGUUUGUAGUUGGGGGAAGGUAGCGAUACUACUAGCGACGUUCUCGCUAAAAUUGGCUGUUGUUACUUUCCCCUGACCGACAUAAAGAGAUAGAAAGUGUACGAAUUAUUUAACGUUUCAAAGCAUUGUUCAUUUUAUUCCAACGACUCAUCGCUCCAAUGACAAAAAUACAAUAACCGAAAAAAAUAUUUUACGUUAAUGUAUUUAUAUUUUCAAAAAAUAUACUUCUAGUCCAGAAAGCACACAUUUACGUUUAGUUAUUUAUGAUUUAUGAUGAAGGAAAAACAGUGAAGAAACAUGUUCGAUCAACGAUAGUUAAGGAGAUAUUUCUUGGGAUGUUCUCACUUCUGUUAUAAGCUUUAGUUGUUGCCAUUUGGAACAAGAGAUCCAGCGAGUCCCGUCUCUGCGCCUUUGUUUCUCGGCUCCACAUCGGGUUCUGAUAGUACUGAUGAUCUGUAGUUUUCGCGAACUGUUUCCAUUGCAUAACAGCGAAUACCACUUAUUGUUAUGAACGACAUUAAAACAAUAAAGUUUUGAAAGUUUGAAAAACAAUUUUAUCAAUAAAUUACACUGCUCCUUUUGCGUUUAUCACACAUACAGCAAAUUGUAAAUUAUUAACAUUCCUCGUUAGACAGUAUUUUCUCUCGAAACUAGACAAAUCAUUCAAAAAAGCAAAAAAAAAACUUCUGUCUUUUAUACCAGAGCCAAGCUCGGGUAAUGGAUCCGGAAAGCGGCAAUAACAUAAAGAGAAUGAGAGCUUUGAACCAUCAUCUAUAAAAGUGGCUUCAUUUUUGCUGCUACUAGUUUACAUCUAAUAGGGUCCAGCAGGAGCGAAGCUCAACCACACAUCAAGAAUAACUAUAACAAGGAGUGCGAUCUAGGACUUUACUUAUUUCGCCAGACAAACAUCAUUUUCGAACAGAAUCAUUAUUAUUGUUAUCGGGUUUGAAUUAUGCGAAGAACAAGAAAAGGAAGCAAUUUUAUCGGAGUAUAGCUUAAGUUCCUUCUCAGUAUAUGUUUCGGCUAUCCAUUUUAGGUUGUGCUUCUUUGAAUCAAUUAUUGAACAUUUAAUUGAUAACCAGUAGAACAGUAAAACACCGUUACGAUUUACAGGAUGCAUAGCCUGGAUUUGAUACCCGAAAAUCAGUUGAUAGUUGAUAGAUGUACUGUUAGACAUAAUUUCAUAAAUUGCCAUGUUUUGUAAAAAUAGUGAUUUUUUGUACAUUUCUAAGUACCAUCUCUUCAGAACAGAUUAUAAGUUGCUCCAUUUAUAAACUACGUUGAUGGGAGGAUCACUGUUCGAAAAAUUAAAUACAAAAUAAUUUUUUGUAUAAAAUAAAGAGCAAACUGAUAUUAUGCAUAUGUUUUAACGAAAAUACGGGGAAAUAAUAAAAUAUCAAUCAGCUUAAGAACAUGUAAAGAAA